Messenger RNA from Darwinula stevensoni, 222 nucleotides. The record is from the annotation of a GenBank genome assembly. Lineage: Eukaryota; Metazoa; Arthropoda; Ostracoda; Podocopida; Darwinulidae.
AUGCGACAGGUGACGGGGUUCCGAGGCCACCAGGGUCUCAAGUACGUCCAGAAGAUCGCGGAGAAGUACCUGACGGCCGCCCGGAAGCUGGCGCGACUGGAGGAAGUGAAAGCGGAACUGGUCCAGAGCUUCAUCGUCCCCGAGAAGAGGAAGGAGAAUCCUUGCCACGCCCGCAUCCUCGAGGACAUCACGGCCGACGUCCUCCGGCGCCGCAAGAAAUGA